AUGAAGGUACGAUGGAUUUUGGCAGUGCUUUUGCUGCCGUUAAUCUUUGCCCAAAAUCAAUUCAACCAAUUCAACAAUGGUGCUCAAGAUUAUCCACAACAGCCACAGCCCGGGGUAAACCAGCAGCCGAGUGGAUAUGUUGGAGGAGAUUAUCGGCAGAUCACUCUUUAUGAUGGGCCUCUUGUUGCCUACGGUCCACAAUGGGGAGAUUCGGUCAUCGAAGACGAUACCCAAAUGGGGCGUCUGGUCCCGUUGCACACAUUUUUUCCUUACUACGGAGGGAAAUACAACUACACCAUUAUCUCCACAAACGGCUAUAUCGGUUUCGGCUACUUCAGCGAGCAGCACAGCGCCUAUAAAGUGGGACUUGACGUCGACUGGCCAAAUAAUGCUGACCCAGCCAUUAUGGCACCAUAUCUCUGCAGGCAACGAAUUGGAGGAGCCAACCUGCAGCGCUCGCGCGUUUUCUAUCGAAUUGAAAAACGCGCCUCGUCCCAUCAGAACAUCAAUUAUGGCAGCGAACGGCUACACUGCAACGGCCAAUCUCAUAUGUUCUGUGACAACAAUUCCGAGAACUUUUUGACAGCAAUUGAGCGUUCGUUGCAAGAAGGUGUUGCUGGCGGUGGUGUAUUCCGGGCACAAGCGGCCCUUGUGGUCACUUGGAAGGAUAUGAUCCCAAAUAUGGGCGAGGAGGACUCGCGAGCCUCGUACCAGCUCGUUUGGGCCACGGAUGCACAGGGUCAUUUGGCUUAUGCCAUCACUAAUUACCAUACGCUAAACUUUGAUGCUGCUGAUUUGAACGGUAACUCAAGGACUGGACGUUGCCAGGCGCUUUUUAACGGCGGUAAUCACACAGGAACAGUUCAGUUAGAUCUUUCUGACUUGACAAAGAAUCGGCCAUCAUCGUUGUCGGACCGAUCAGCAAUUCCACACGUAACCCGUGGACGCUAUGUGCACCGGGUUGAUGAUGUCGUCCGACAUGCUGGCUGCAGCAACAAGACGGGCGGAACACACCCACUCCUCAUCUACCCCAAUAUUGUCUCAAUGCUUGGCCAAGUCAAUGUCGAAGUCAAUGCGCUCUGUCUGGACCAAACCGUUGCCUACACACUAAUGAUCGAAAGCAGACAGUCUGCACCUUGCGAAGUUCUUUCUCCCUCUAUCGCCCGGUGCCGACUUCCAAAAAUUCUGGAUUGGGGCACGAAGACCGUGUACUUCCAGCCCCAGGGUGGAUUGGCUCAAGAUGAAAAAGCUUUCGUUGGAUUUAUCUAUUUCGUCCCACCAACCCUUGACCCCACUCGACUUGACAUUGGAAAUGUAGCCCAAUGGUAUAAAGACCCCGUCCAAACAAGUCAAACUCUCAAAUGGUAUCCGAGGAACUUCACGAACGAGAUGUUGGGCGCUAUUGACACGCCACGUUCUUCCUACAUCGAUAAUUCCAUCUAUUCGGUGACGCUUGGACUCUUCGUCGUUGGUUAUCGUGAAGCCCAAGAUGACACGAAGAAGAAAUUUAUCCCACAGCAUCGGGUAUUGGCUAGAUUGGGAACAUUUACAAACCGGGCUGAUGACGAAUACCGCUGGAAGGCGCAGGUUGAACGGAUCGAUUUGAAUCAUGUUGAAGCCUGGUACCUUUCGGAGUGGGACCGACGCGAAGAGCUUUUCACAUAUCGAUUCGGAUACCUUAAACUCGCACCAAUUUCCUCAUCCGCACAGACAGCGGCCGGAAAUGAACAUAGUGUGGACUUGGAACUUCCCGAAGGCCUUGUCUCAGCCCCAAUUUCCCUUCAUUGGCUCUGGACCACCUAUGAAAGCAAAGAAUUGACACACCUGAAAAAAGAACAUGACGAACGAACGGCAAAAACCGAAUUCGUCAAGUUGAGGGCCAGAGAGAUGUGCAAGGAGUGGUAUGAGGAAGAUGGAGCCCUGAACAAUUUCAUCCGGGAAACCGAAACAAAUUCGUCUUGCCCAUGCAAAGAAGAGCAAGCUGCCAUGGACUACGGUAGAUUUAUGCCACAUCCAAGAUGUAGCCGGUUAUUCCGUGAUGUUACCUGUACCGAAACGCUUGGGUCGUCGAAUUGUUACAUGUCCGCUCAGAAUGUGCAGGGGUCACACGUUAGAGUGACUAGCGAGGGCGUGCAGGAAAAUUCGUAUACCACGCACUACGGACAGACGUGUUGUUAUGACGCACAAGGAUUCCUGAUGCAAUCUUCUUACCAGCCGGUCAUCAAAAUCGACGACUCAACCCCAUAUUCUCCCGGAUUCCCCACGCGAGCUUACGAACACGGGACUUACCCUGAUAUUGGAAUGUUUGAGGUUCCUGGUCUUUCCACUUUCCAUCACGAUAUCCUACCUUAUUACCUGUGCUGCAAGUUUACUGAUUUCCGCUGCCAGCUUUUCUAUUGGCGCAGACCAUCAAGCGCCUGUCAAGCUUACGAAGCGCCGGCCACUGGCUCUGUAAUGGGUGCCGGGGCGUACACUAGCCUCGACGGACGACAAUUUGUCUUCAACGAGCCUGGCGUUUUCACCUUGCUACAUGCUCAUGCUACACAGUCCACACCGGAAGUACAAAUCCAAGUCCGCCAGGAACGAUUCCCCGACAGAAGUGUCAAUUUUGGACGUGUCGAGUACAACCAGGAUCGAGUCGUCCCUUCCAAUUCUACCGUAAUCACCGGCGUUGCUCUCAGAACUGAAGGCGCGGAUACGGUGCAUGUUGUACUCCGCAAGGAUACCUAUCGCGGCAGGUACAGGACUACAGUAAUUGUCGGGAAUGUGGUUCGAUAUUUUGACAAUAUGGUGCUGCAAAAAUUCCGAGGUGUGACUAUUUAUGUAAACAAUGUGCACAAGGGGCAAUCGGAAGUGUUCGUGGUUUUGGAUAAGGCACAGAUUGGUGUUCGCAUCCGUGAAUCUUACGCUAUGGAUAUGGAUAUAACGCCACAGUUCUGGGAAAGCCCCGGGCUCUUGGAUGUUACCGUCUCCGUCCCUCCACAAUAUCGAGUGCACACGUCUUCCCAUAUGUACGAUCAAGGAGAAAAAGCCAAGGUUGAAGGUGUUUUGAUGCCUUAUGCGGACCAAAGCUCGAGCGGCUACCCACAAGUUCUCCAAUGGGCCGACGUCAAUAACGAGGGAAUGCGCUCGACCCUACUGCGCUACAAAGUCGGAAAUGUCGAUCAAUAUCUCCAGGAUAAUCAUAUUGAAGACCUAUUCAUUGCCACCACCCAAACGGAACAACUCUUUAAUGCAUUCCCUGACCACUUCUUGAAGGCGCCAACUUACACGCCGGCCACCAAAUAUCGAAAUGCCCAGUACAACCCAUUCGUUCCGAUGACCGAGCAAAGUUACCGGAAUUUCAUUGAAUUCUGCCGAAAGACAGUCCCAAUGCAGAUGCAGCCAGAUUGGGAAAAGGCGGCUUUGAAGCGUUGCCCGCAAGUGCAGAAUAUGGAAACGAGUUGUGCUGGAGAUGUUGCGUGUCUCUUCGAUACUACAAAUUUACAAUCCCGUCUUCUUGGAGAUGAGGCCAAAUCAAACCAUGCCUACUAUCAACUACAACGUGGCGAAUCUUUGCAACAUUUUAAUUCGUGCGGUGCGAUGAACAUCGAGUACCCGGAAUACCUAAUCAAGGGUCCGUCAUCAGCUGGAAGGGCUUACAUCGAAGGUGACACUCUCCAAUUCAGCUGCUACCAAACACAUAUCGUCUAUGGAGACAACGAAUUUACAUGCCAGAAGCUACCAAUCGCCCAUGAUUCUCGACAUGGGGAUGGUCAGCAUUCAUAUAUGAUGAAGUGGACUUCUGGUUCGCAGCCUUGGUGUCGACACAGAGCCAAAGACAACGUUCUAACCUGGAUCCAAUGGUGCGCUGUCGUCUUCGGAAUCCUGAUCGUCCUCGUCAUCAUCUUCGCUUCCUGUUGGGCUUGUAAGCAAAAGAUGAAACUUCUCAGUGCUAGAUCCUUCGAAAUGGAACCGCUCCAAGUUGUGCCUGGGCCAAAUACCGUACGCUACGUCCGAAACGAGAAGUUGAAGCCCGGGCUUCCGGUGCUUGAUCGAGAACCAUCACGAAAAAGCUCUUUGAGUAGUUUGCAACCACUAGCUGAUCAAAGCAGACCAAGCCCAAAAAGCCGUGCUAGUGCUCAACCACCAUACAACGACUACAACCCAAGACCAGGAAGUGGCGGGGCGCAACGGCGAACAAAUGGAAAUCAGCGCGGUGAAAUCGCUGUC
Molecule: messenger RNA, 4212 nt
Organism: Mesorhabditis spiculigera
Lineage: Eukaryota; Metazoa; Nematoda; Chromadorea; Rhabditida; Rhabditidae
Source: the annotation of a GenBank genome assembly